CCCUCAUUUAGCUAUCUCCGUUCCCCUUCAUUUUCAUUCUUGUCAAAAACCCAAGAAAUCGCCGUGUCCUCCUCCCUCCUAAAACCCCACACAGCGCUUCUUCACAUGGUCAUAAACUCCCAAAACUCUUUCAUCUUUGACUCAAUUUCAAACAAACUUCCCUUAAUCUCAACUUUUUUCCGUCUCCAUUUCUCCUCUUAAUCCGUUCGUUCGUCUCUCACAGCUACUUUUUCAGUGUGAAUCUAGUGUUACAAGAAAAAUUUAAUCCGGACAUCUAAAUUGCGGUUGUCCGGUGUUGAAUCUACUGUACGGCGAUGCAAGGUUUUCAAGAUUCCAGUGGGCCUCCGAACGUGGCUCAACUUCAAGCCACCAUGCAAGCCAUUGAGCUUGCCUGCGCUUCUAUUCAGAUGCAUAUCAAUCCAUCUGCAGCUGAGGCAACUAUUUUAUCACUUCGCCAGUCGCCUCAUCCAUAUCAGACAUGCCAGUUCAUCCUUGAAAAUUCUCUGGUGGCUAAUGCACGGUUUCAGGCUGCUGCUGCAAUUCGAGAUGCUGCCAUUAGAGAGUGGAGCUUUCUUACGGCUGAUGUUAAGAAAAGUUUAAUUCGUUUCUGUCUCUGCUAUAUUAUGCAACAUGCGAGCUCACCAGAGCGCUAUGUUCAAGCAAAGGUUUCUGCUGUGGCUGCUCAAUUGAUGAAAAGGGGCUGGCUUGAUUUUGAGGCCUCUGAGAGGGAGUCUUUUUUUUAUCAGAUAAAUCAGUCUAUUCAUGGUGCUCAUGGUUCUGAUGUGCAGUUUUGUGGAAUUAACUUUCUGGAGUCAUUGGUAUCAGAAUUUUCACCGUCUACAUCAAGUGCCAUGGGUCUUCCUAGGGAGUUUCAUGAGCAGUGUAGAAGGUCAUUGGAGUUGAACUACCUCAAGACGUUCUACUGUUGGGCAAAAGAUGCUGCUGCAAGUGUCACCAGCAUGAUAAUUGAUUCUCAGACUGAGGUUCCUGAAGUCAAAGUUUGUACUGCUGCUUUACGUCUGAUGUUUCAAAUCUUGAAUUGGGAUUUUCAUAAUACCGUUGCUGCUAAGGCCAGUAUAAACUUUUACUUUGUUGGAGUCAAGGAUCAUGGUGAUUCAACCAAGCGAUCCGAGUAUAACUUGGUGCAGCCUGGUCCUGCUUGGUGUGAUGUCUUGGUUUCAAGUGGCCACAUUUCAUGGCUUUUGAAUUUAUAUGCGGCACUUCGACAGAAGUUUUCAUGUCAAGCGUUUUGGCUCGACUGCCCUAUAGCUUUAUCGGCUCGAAAGCUAAUCGUACAAUUUUGCUCUUUGGCAGGAACAAUAUUUCAUUCUGAUAAUGGGCAGAUGCAUGAAAAUCAUCUAUUACAACUUCUUUUGGGGAUAAUGCAGUGGAUUGAUCCUCCUGAUGCUGUUUCGAGAGCAAUUGAAAAUGGAAAAUGUGAAAGUGAGAUGCUUGAUGGUUGUCGUGCAUUGCUGUCCAUCGCAACUGUGACAACUCCCUUUGUGUUUGACCAACUACUUAAGUCAAUCAGGCCAUUUGGCACUCUUCAACUGCUAUCUAGUUUGAUGGGUGAAGUUGUCAAGGUUCUUAUGACCCAUAACAGUGAUGAGGAAACAUGGAGUUGGCAAGCUCGUGAUAUAUUACUAGAUUCCUGGACUGCCCUUCUCAUACCACUAGAGAGGUCUGGUCAGAGUUCAUUGCUUCCACACGAAGGUAUCAGUGCUGCAGCUAAUCUGUUUGCUUUGAUUGUGGAGUCAGAGCUAAAAGUAGCAUCUGCCUCAGCAUCAGAUGACAAUGUCGAAGCAGAAUAUUUUCAAGCUUCUGUUUCUGCCAUGGAUGAAAGGUUAAGUGCUUAUGCUCUUAUUGCAAGGGCAGCAAUAAAUGUCACAGUUCCCUUCCUCAUAGGACUGUUUACGGAGCGUCUCUCUAAGCUUAAUAAGGGCAGGUGCAUCAUUGAUCUAACUGAAACUCUGGAAGAAAUUUACUCACUUCUGUUAAUAAUUGGGCAUGUGCUAGCUGAUGAAGUGGAGGGGGAAACACCCUUGGUUCCAAAUGCCAUACAAUCCCAAUUUACUAAUGUGAUGGAAGCAGAUAAGCAUCCAGUUGUUGCACUAUCUAGCUUAAUUAUUAGGUUUGGUGAGCAAAGUUUGGAUCCACAAACUAGGGCAUCAAUUUUUAGCCCUCGGCUUAUGGAGUCAGUUGUCUGGUUUCUAUCAAGAUGGUCAUCAACGUAUUUACUUCACCCUGAAGAAAUUAUCACUAGCAAUUGCAACUAUGGUAAAGAACAUGAUCACGAGUUCCAGCCACAGCAUACAAGGAAAGUUCUUUACAGCUUCUUUGGAGAACAUGGCCAAGGAUUACCUAUACUUGACAUUAUUGUUCGCAUAUCAGCAACUACACUUUUGUCGUAUCCUGGGGAAAAGGAUUUGCAUGCACUCACAUGUAACCAACUGCUUCAUGCACUUGUUCGCCAGAAACAUAUUUGCAAUCAUCUGGUUGCGCUGGAUUCCUGGCGCAACUUAACAAAUGCUUUUGAUAAUGAAAAAAAAUUGUUCUUGCUAGAUUUCACUCACCAGCGUUCACUUGCUCAAACAUUAGUGCGUUCGGCUUCUGGUGUGAGAAAUAUAGAAUCAUCAAACCAGUAUGUGAGGGACCUUAUGGGUCAUACAGCAACACAUCUGGUAGAAACGGCUAGCAGGAAGGAUUUAACAAGUAUUGCUGAACAACCUGACGUUAUGGUGAUGAUAAGUUGCUUGUUGGAGCGGCUUCGUGGUGCUGCUUGUGCUUCAGAACCUCGGACCCAGAGAGCAAUUUAUGAGUUGGGAUUUUCUGUCAUGAACCCUGUUUUAGUUCUUCUUGCAGUUUAUAAAGAUGAGUCUGCAGUUGUUUAUAUGCUACUGAAAUUUGUGGUUCACUGGGUGGAUGGACAAAUUAAUUACUUAGAAGCUCAAGAAACAGCUAUUGUUGUUGAUUUUUGCAUGCGUUUGCUUCAGCUGUAUUCAUCACAUAACAUUGGCAGGAUAUCAUUAAGUCUUUCAAGCAGCUUACUUAAUGAGGCAAAAACUGAAAAGUACAGGGACUUGCGUGCACUUCUUCAACUUCUGUCGAAUCUGUGUUCAAAAGAUUUGGUUGAUUUUUCAUCCGAUAAUUCUGAAGUGCCAACAACUGAUAUUUCUCAGGUUGUGUACUUUGGUCUCCACAUUAUUAGUCCUUUGAUAUCUUUGGAUUUGCUGAAAUACCCAAAGCUUUGCCGGGAUUACUUCUCUUUGUUGUCGCAUUUGCUGGAGGUGUAUCCUGAAACAGUUGCAAAACUGAAUCCUGAAGCAUUUGCUCAGGUUCUUAGGACUCUCGACUUUGGUCUCCACCAUCAGGACACAGAAGUUGUUGAUAUGUGUCUCAAGGCCCUAAAGUCUCUUUCUUCAUACCACUUUAAGGAAAUUUCUGCUGGUAAUCCUGGUUUGGGCUCCCGAGUAAUUAUCCCAAAGGAUGCAGGUGAAGCUGCACAGGAAGGCGUUUUGAGUGGGUUCCUUAAGUCACUACUGCAGUUACUUCUUUUUGAGGAUUACAGUCCUGACUUGGUGGGGAAUGCAGCAGACGCACUGUUUCCUCUAAUUCUCUGUGAACAAGGACUAUACCAGAAAUUAGCUACGGAGUUAAUAGAGAGGCAGGUUAAUCCAACAUUCAAGUCGAGGAUUGCAAAUGCUUUACAUACUCUGACCAGCGCAAACCAGCUUUCUUCCGUGCUUGAUCGCAUAAAUUCCCAGAGAUUUAGGAAAAAUUUACACAACUUCCUAAUCGAAGUUCGUGGCUUUUUGCGGACGGUUUGAUGUCUUACUAGUCCCUUGUCGAAACAUCAACUGGUUCGGGUAUGAUUCAAGGUGCAUACUCCAAAAUCUAGAAGUUAGAAGAUAUGAAAGUGCCACAGCAGAGGCUGGCAGGAUGCCUUGGAAUGAAAAUUGGGCAUUAGAAGACUUGAGCCAACUGAUCUCUUGCAAGGAGAUGCACUAUUGCGAUUUCUGCUGCGCUUGUUUCAGGUGAAAAAGUGCUUCAAAACUUCAAAAGUUACUGCAGAGAAAGCUUCAGUGAUCUCACCAAGUCUGAAUAUGGUGUGGUUUUGGCUUUGGCUUUGGUUUGGUUUCGGUUUCGGACAAUCCCAUUUUCUGCUGCUUUUUGGGUGUGGUAGGCUGAGGCUGGAAUAUAUUGUAAGUUCAGUGGCAGUUUAGAACAUUAUUGUUGCUAAAUGCACAGUUUGAAGGUGAUGUGAUUGUAAAAUUUUGAUCUUUAUAGUUUUCUUUCCACUGAUAAUGAGAAUAAGGAUGUGCAUUGAUGUUUCAA
Molecule: messenger RNA, 4335 nt
Organism: Momordica charantia (bitter melon)
Lineage: Eukaryota; Viridiplantae; Streptophyta; Magnoliopsida; Cucurbitales; Cucurbitaceae
Source: RefSeq, a predicted model, not a curated record